This is a messenger RNA of Rotaria socialis, 1308 nucleotides long. Lineage: Eukaryota; Metazoa; Rotifera; Eurotatoria; Philodinida; Philodinidae. The record is from the annotation of a GenBank genome assembly.
AUGUCUACAAAAACAAUCUCCUGUUUCUUACUCAUUCUAUGCAGUGUAUUGCUAGUUCAAGUCAAAUCUCAAAUAUGCCAUGGUGUCGCUCAAUAUGCUAAAUGUUCGCCAAAUACUGGCUGCGGUUGUUUACAUAUUCCAGGCGCUAUUAACGUCGGCAUUUGUAGCUAUGAAUUUUUAGUAGAGUGUUCUGAACUAGUUAAAUGCGAUCACAACAAUCUUUGUUAUGAACCUGAUCAUCGAUGUUUUCAUCAUCCUCGAUGUCAGAGCUCGCCUGUCUGUUAUCCAGUACCGACUUAUAAUCGACAACUUUGCCCACCAAUCACAAUGACGAACAUCACAACUACAGCACCAGUUCCAACUACAACUACAACCCGUGCUCAGCAACUAGGUAAUAUUCCUGCUAAUGCUACAUGGGCACAGAACGCAGUGACUAUUGCUGGAGGUAACGGGUAUGGGGGUGCCACUAAUCAACUCAGCGUCCCUCAUGGUCUCUUCGUUGAUGAUGAUCAAACAGUGGUCAUUGCUGACUACAAUAAUCAUCGUAUCAUGCAAUGGAAGAACGGUGAUACAACGAAUGGACAAGUUGUUGCUGGUGGCAAAGACGCAGGAAAUGGAUUACAUCAAUUGGAUCGUCCAACUGAUGUUUUAAUUGACAAAGAGACAAAUAGUCUCACUAUUUGUGAUUAUGGGAAUCGACGAGUUGUACGAUGGUCUCGUCGUAGUGGUACAACACAAGGUGAAAUACUCAUCGACAACAUCCAAUGUUAUGGAUUAGCAAUGGAUGAACAGAGAUAUCUCUACGUUUCUGACUGGGAAAAAGAUGAAGUAAGACGAUAUCAAUUGGGUGAGAAAAAUAGCACUCUCGUAGCUGGUGGUAAUGGGAAAGGUGAUGAACUCAAUCAGCUCAACUGGCCGAAAUAUCUCUUUGUCGAUCGACAACAGACUGUCUACGUAUCAGACUACAACAAUCAUCGUGUAAUGAAAUGGAAUAAAGGUGCAAAUGAAGGUAUUGUGAUCAUUGGAGGACAAGGUCAAGGGAAUGCUCUGACACAAUUGUAUUAUCCUAAUGACCUCGUCAUUGAUACGUUGGGUACACUCUAUGUAGCAGACUCGUGGAAUCAUCGUGUAAUGCGUUGUACUCAAGGAGACAAGCAGAAACAAGGCGCUGUAAUUGUGGGUGGAAAUGGUCAAGGAGCUGGAGCAAAUCAAUUCAACUUCCCCUUUGGUUUGUCUUUCGAUCGACAUGGUAAUCUCUAUGUCGCCGAUCGUGAUAAUAAUCGUGUUCAGCGAUUUUCUAUCGAAUAA